CUGAAAGGUUUACUUCGCCAUGGAGCUACUACAGGUAGUAUACUUAAAUACAAUAGUCUUACUUCAGGUCAGCACAAACUAUACUUUGGAGAGAUCUACAACGUGACCGGAUACGAAUUCCUGGAUGCGUAUGCUUUCACUACUUACUGCGCUUGCGAAGGAACGUGCUGCGGGCAAGUGCGACUAACAACCAGUAACACCAUUGCGUAUCAAGAAGUAAAUCUCGGUCCCCUAAAUCACGUAAUGAGUGAUGCGGAGCAAACGUUGUACAUUGCGAAUGUGUUGAACUACGAUAAUAUGCUAUGGGCAAAAGCAGACAGUACCGAAUGUGUUGACCUGAUUUGA
This is a messenger RNA of Cylicostephanus goldi, 345 nucleotides long. NCBI's taxonomy places the organism in Eukaryota, Metazoa, Nematoda, Chromadorea, Rhabditida, Strongylidae. The record is from the annotation of a GenBank genome assembly.